Molecule: messenger RNA, 9827 nt
Organism: Zootermopsis nevadensis
Lineage: Eukaryota; Metazoa; Arthropoda; Insecta; Blattodea; Termopsidae
Source: RefSeq, a predicted model, not a curated record
AAGUGGCACAUUCAAAUAAUUUGUAUAUAAAAGUAUGUAGGGUAGGGGGCCUGUGAUGUAAGACAGCUCCUAUUAUCUAACACAACUGAUAUUUUCUGUUGCAAGGCCAACAUGAAAGACCACAGGAAACUGAUUAUGCACAAUUCCAGUAUGUAGUAGAAUCCUAUGUCAAGAUGACCCUACUCAUACCUCAAGGAGGAAGGAGUAGGGUAGAACUGUUAGAAUUAGGUAUUCAUGGCAGUGAGAUGACUAGGUUUUGGCAUUUGGAAGAAGAGACCAUAUGUUUUUCUGAGAAUUUGGCAUCUUCCUUCCAGUCUGCAUUGCAUAAAAAACCAGAUCACCAGUAAGGUAAAAUCCCUGUAAUUAUUAAGAUGGGUUAGUGGAGGUAUAGCUCCACUCUCUCUUGACCUUGGCACCAGAUGGAAGUGUGUGUGAUUAGCUUCAUGUCACAGUCUCUUUACCCUCAGAGAAAGGACCUCCAGUAAUGGCGCACCUCUCGACAAAUUCAGUAAAUUUACCACAUUAAUGAAUGGGGAAGUUUACAAAAACUAGCUGUGGUCUGUUUCUUAGCCUACCGUGUAAGGUAUAUUUUCAACGGUAUUGCCUACUGAAUGUGACGCAUGCGUUCCAUCGACAAUCAGUGUUGGUAAUCCGUGGUGUAUAAUACGUAAACAACACUUCUUGAUUGAUCAUACGUAGAAAUGUCAACGUGACAUUUUCCGAGGAAGGAACUGGCUGUCCGAGAUAAGCUGAGGUCCCCUGCAAAAUGCCACCAACUACAUUCGUUCGCAUCCGAUUUGAUGCCAUAAUCGAUCAAGUAACCGACCAUUUAACAUGUAUACUUCUGUGGGAGUAUCGCAUAUCCUCCUCGUGUGUAUUUUCAACAUGGAUAUCUCCAUUUUAAUGGCCACUGCCACCAGCUGCCACUCAGUGGGAAAAGUUUGUGGAAGUCAGAAUUGGAGACAGUACAGACGAUACAUCUACAACAGGGCAGGAGAUAUAAUUACUCGUCGACAGUCCUGUACAAAGAGACAGUAUUUUGAUAUAUCUGAAGGUCGGUGUUCAGGUAUUCCUGGAGGUGGUUACAUCGUGUUUGUGGACAACAAUGCAGCAUGUAACAUAGCAGGCUUAAUACCACAUCCUACAGAAGCUCGAUACUAUCGUGUGUGCAAGUCUUAUAAAGUUAUUGUGGCAAAGUGCCAAAGACCUGCAAAUUUUAACACACGCAGACUUCACUGUGGACAUCGAUACAUAGUUUCAAGUCGGGACUCUAAGUUGAACAAAUCUAACUAUCACCCAAAGCUUCCUGUUUGUGUAAAGGAAGGUCAAUUCCCAUCUCCCAACACUUGUUCUUCCUAUUAUAUGUGCAGAAGGAAUGGCACACGUUUUGUACAAACUGAAUAUAAGUGUCCACAGAACUCUGUGUAUAAUGCUACUCUUGGAAAUUGUGACAUUAAGAAAGAAUGUAAACUGAAGAAUACAUCAACAACCUUGCUAAGACCAAUAUCAAACAACGAGUAUCCAAAAUGCACAGCAGCUGGAAAAGUGUAUGUUCCAUCCAACUGUACCAUGUACUGCAUGUGUAGCUCAAGGAGGAGUGGGGAUUUUAUUCGAGAAUGUUAUUCAUGUCCAAGCGGCUAUGUCUAUGAUCCGAACAUUGAAGACUGUGCUGAAGGAUCACACUGUAUCCAAGAUGUUGAAGAAACAAAGUAUGAUUUACAACAAUCAGUUCUAAAAAUCAUACCACAAAUUUCAACUUCAGCACCAUAUGUCACCAGUGAAUUUAAAGAUACUGCUGUAACAACAACUCCUCAACUGAAUGAAAGAACUAAUUACCAUAACACACCUUUUGUAAGGACUUCAGAACUACCAGAAUACACUUCAGUAUCACAUCCCAUGAAGUAUGAUAACACAGAAGGAGCAGAUAUAAUGAAUAUAAACAAACAAUCACAUCAUAAUAUAACACAGUUGUACCCAGUAGUGGAUUCAUUUGAAUAUCCCAAACAAGCAUAUAUUACAAUUAAAUCAAGUACUAUUGAAAGUUAUCAAAUGGAUUUUCAAAGUACUACUGACACAGAUACUCUUGUAUUUACAGCAAACAAAUCAAGAAAGAAAAACUUUACAGAAAAAGAUACUCCAAAGUUUGUCAUGCAGACACAUUCAACAUUAACCAUAAAUGUAGAAUCCCAAAAUGUUACAGAACAGACCCUAUCAGAUAUUAAGAUAUAUGAAGAAAAACAUGUAGUAUCUUCUAAAUCUUUAAAAGCAGCAGACACAGAGUUUCAACCAACACAGAAUACAGCAGAUAAAGUACAAGAAAAUAAACAAGAAUUUAUUAGACCAAGUGUGGCUUCAAAUUGUAUUUCAUGUUCAGAAACGCAAACAAUUUACAGCAAAGAACAAGAAAAUGUUUUUGAAAAUAGAACUGAACAAUCAUUCAAGGCACCUCUCACAACAACACACUCCCCUUUAAAUUGCUGUAAAGCAGGUCAGUCAGGAUUAACAGUUUCUAUGACACAGGCAUGUAUAGAAACAAAUUUACUUUCCAGUGAAUGUGCACAAACCUCUCUACCAGAGGCUGUAAAUUCUUCAGAACUUACAUGUAUAAACGUGAAUCCUAAACCUCAACCAACUAUGGAGCCCAUAUCACUAUACAGAGAUUUUAUUCUGAAACAGACACAAGAAGAACAUUCUGAAACAGAUAUUGCAGAACAAAUAACUCCUUCCAAAACAGCCAGCACAACAGCAGCUCAUGGAAAUAAAUACAUACAUUGGGAUUGGCAACAAACACAAGAAAUAAAUAUAUUAACUGCUGACACAGAGAUUUCAGAAUUUCAGCCUGAAGAAAAAAAUGUAACACCAUCAUUAACAAAAUAUUGGCAAUCAAUGUUAAAACCAGCAGCUGAACACAUGGCGACUGAGGCUGAACAUGAGCUCGAAUCUUCCGCUGAAACUGAAUUUAGAACAUCAACAUACAAUACACAACACUCAAAUACAGUAACAAAAGUGAUAUCAAAAGAACUCCCUGAAACAUCAAGUACUUCAAUACUGGUGCUCAAGGCAAAGGAAGAAUAUACAACAAUAUCAGAAACAGCUGAACAGCAACGAGUAACAAAUAAUGUAACACAUUUACCACCAUUACAGACAGCUAGUAAAACACCAAAACCUUACACUGAACCAGAAGAUAUAAAAACAGAGUCAUUCUUGCCACAAACAAAUGACACACUUUCAAAAGCUGGCCCUAUUCAACAUGUGACUGCAUCACUUUUUACUCAGUUGCCACAAUUACAAAAUACUAAUACAAAACAAACAGCUCAUACUGAACUGGAAAAUAAUAUAAAUUCUGCAAGUUUACCUCUACUACAUUUAAAGGAAGUGACACCUAUAGCUUAUUCUGAUCAACAUGGAAUAUCUGCUACAACAUUUCAGCCACAAUUACCAGCAACCAGAACAACACUAACCGGUUACUCUGAAUUAGAAAAUAAUACUACACCAAUAACCUCAACAAUCAUACACGCCAUUACCACAGAAUUUGAAGUUUUCACUACAAAACAAGGAACUGCAUCACAUCCUACUACUUUACCAUCAGAGCUGGAAAUUAAUUCAGGAAAAACACAUUUCUCUGAUUCAGAACAAAGUAAAAAAUCCAGACUUUCAUCAAAGUCGCUGACAAAUAUUGAUGUUACAAAACCUCUCUCUGAGAAGCAAGAUAUUUUAGUGCACACAUCAUCUUCAUCACUGCUACAUAAGAUUAGCACAACACGAAUGGGUAAAUCUGAUGCAGAAAAUAAAACAGUUUCAGCAGUGUUACAAAACAGUACCACUGGUCACUCUGAUCUUGAAAAUAUUACAGUAUCAACACAGUCACUAAAGUCACAAUUAAGUACUGUAGCACCAAAUAUUUAUAGCAAUGGCCAGGAAACUGCACCUAUUAUGACAUUCUUACCUCUGUCAGAAAAAACUAGUAAAGUACCAACAUCUUACACUGACCCUGGUUAUAAAACUGUACCACCAGUGUCACAAACCAGUAUCACAGGAAAGGAAGCUUCCUUUGUUCAACAAGUUACUGUAUUGCCUUUAACACCUUUACCAUUACAAAGAAGCAGUACAGAGGUAGGUCCUUACUCUGAGGUCAACAAUGUCACUUCUUAUACAUCACAGUCAAGACUAUUAUCAUCAGAAUCACACUCUAACCACCAAAGAGGGACAUCUAAUACAUCACCUUUACCACCAUUACAGACAGUUAGUACAACAAGAAUAUUUUACACAUAUCCAGACAAUAUAACAACAGUGUCAUUAAUGCCAAUAAGAAAUGCCACACUAUCAGAUGCUUACUCUCCUGAACAGGUGACUGCAUCACUUACAACUCUCUUAACACCAUUUCAAAGUAGUAAUACAAAACCAGAAACCCAUUCUGAAGCGGACAAUAAUACGAGUUCAACACGUUUACCCCUGCCAUAUUCAAAGCAAGUGGCACCUGAAGGUUACUCUGAUCAACAUGGAAUAUCAACUAUGACAUUUCUGCCACCAUUUCCAACAACCAAAACAAUGGAAAUCACAGACUCUGAUCCAGUGAAUAAUACAAGUCUGAAGAUCUCAACAACAUUAGAAAGUAAUAUCAUACAAUCAGAAUCUCUAACUUCUAAACAUAAAAUUACAUCACUUCCUACACUUCUGCCAUCACAACACAAAAUUAGUACAGAACAAAAAACCUGCUCUCAACAAGAAACAUAUAAGACUUCAGCAUGUUCACUGAUAUCAAUGUCAAGCUCUAAAGGACAAAAGGACUUUACUAAUAAACAAGAUGUAUUAACCUAUACAUCUUCACCACUAUUUCAGAUAAGUACCACAAUAUCAGAAACUUAUUCCAAUAAAGAAAAUAAUACAAUUUCAAGAAUGUUACAGACCACUGUCAGAGGUCACCCUGAUCUGGACAAUAGUACAUCAUCAACAAGUUCACAAACAUCACGACUGAGCAAUGUGGUACCAAAUGUUUAUACUGAUGACCAGGAAACUAAAACAUUUAUGGCAUUUUCACCAUUAUCACAGAUGGUUAGUGAAGCACCUAAAGCUACUUUUGACCCUGAUGAUAAACCUACUUCAAUCAUUUCAUCAUUCUCACAAAUGAAUAUUACAGACCUGAAAACUUUCUCUAUUCAUCAAGUAAAUACAUCAUCUUCAACCUUUUUACCAUUUCAGAGUAGAAGUACAGAAGUGGCACCUCACUUAGAACUCAGCAAUGAUACAACUUCAAUUAAUUCAUCAAUGUCUCAAUCAAGUACAGUCAUAUCAAAAGCAUGUUCUGAUGAACCAGAAACAACAUCACUGCCUCUAUUAUUUACAACAAGAACAGUACCAAUUUUACCGAUUGCUUUCUCUAAUCAUCACGUCAAUACAUCAUUCAUAACUAUGUCACCACAGUUACAGAAUAGUAAUACUAAAACAAUAACUCAUUCUGAACAUGGUAAUAAUACAACUUCAACAGACUUAUGUCUAUCAAAUUCAAAUGAAAUGGCACCUAAAGUUUACUGUGAUCAACCCAGAAUAUCAGCUACAACAUUUCUGUCACCAAUACCAACAGGCAGUAGAAUUCUACUCAAUUACUCUCACUCAGAAAAUAAUACUACUCCAACAAUCACAACAACUGUAAAAAGCAAUCAAAGCAGUAUCACUGAAUUUGAACCUUUCGUUAAGAAACAGGUAACUGCAUUACCUCCUACUCAUUUUCCAUCACAACAGAAAAUUAAUUCAGGAACAGUAGAUAACACUUAUUUAGAAAAAUAUAACACUUCAACAAAUUCACCAAUGUCAUUGCCAAAUACUGAAAUUAUAAAGACAUUCUCUGUCAAACAAGAAGUAUCAGCCUAUACAACGUCUUCACCACAGCUGCAUAACAUUAGCACAACACCAGUGGAUUACUCUGACCCAGAAAAUAAUACAAUUUCAACAGUGUUACAAACCAGUACCACUGGUCACUCUGGCCUGGACAAUAAUGCAAUUUCAACAAGUUUACCAAUUGUUUAUGCUGAUCACAAGAAAACUACAACUGUCAUGACAUAUUCACAACUGUCAGAGACAAUUAAUAACGGACCAACAUCUUACACUGACCCUGAAUACAGAACUGUUUCCUCAGUGUCAGAAACCAUAAUCACAGAAUCAGAUGGUUCUUUAGCUCAGCAAAUUACUGCAUCACCUUUAGGACUCUUACCAUUACAGAGAAGCAGUACAGAAUUAGAACAUCAUUCUGAGCUCAAAAGUGAUACAACUUCAUACAUUUCACUCACAUCACAGUUAAGUAUGGCAGUACAAACAGAAUAUUCAGAUCCAGACAAUGUAACAACAUUAUCAAAAAUGUCAGAACCAACAGCCUCUAUUCAUCAAGUGACUCCUUCACUUAUAACUUUGCUGCUACCAUUACAAAGUAUUACCACAAAUAAAAAUAUAGCAGCUUAUUCUAAACUGGACAGUAAUACUAAUCAAACUGGCUUAAAUUUGUCACAAUCAAAGACAAUAGUACCGAAGACUUAUUCUAAUCAAAAUGGAGCAUCAGAUACAUCCUUGCCAUCACUGCCAACAAACAGUAUAACAUUAACCACUUUCUCUGAUCUGGAAUAUAAUACAAUUCAAACAAUUUCAACAAUUUUACAAACCAAUGUCACAGAAAUAGAAGCUGUCUCUUCUCAGCAAAUUACUGCAUCACCUUCUACACUUUUGUCACCAGAACAGGAAAUUAAUACAAAACAAACUAAUUAUUCUGAUCCAGAAACAAACACAACUUCAGCAAGUUCACUUAUAUCACUGACAAGUAGUGAAGACCCAAAGGAUUUCUCUGAUAAACAAGAAAUUUCAACCUAUACAUCUUCACCACUAUUUCAGAUAAUGAGCACAGUGCCAGGAAGUUAUUCCUAUACAGAAAAUAAUACAGUUACAUACACCACCACAACAGGUCAUUUUGAUCUGGACAAUAAUAUAUCAACAACAAGUUCACAAAUGUCGCAACUAAGUACUGUGGAACCAAGUGUUUAUAAUGAUCAGGAAAUUACAAACUAUAUGGCAUUUUUACCACUAUCAGAGACAGGUGAGCAAAUAGCCACAGUUUCUCCUGAUCAUGAUAACAAGUCUAUUCCAACCAUUUCAACAUUAUCAGAAAGUAGUAAUACAGAAUCAGAAGUUUACACUGUUUAUCAAGUAAAUACAACAACUUUGACUUUUUUACCAUUUGAGAAAACUGGUACAAAAGUGACAGCUCGCUUAGAACUCAGCAAUGAUACAAAUUCAAACAGUUCACAAACAUCACAGUCAAGUACAGUUAUACCAAAAGUAUAUUCUGAUGAACAAGAAACAACAGCCUAUAGUACAUCUUCACCUCCAUUAUGGACAAUUACUACAGUACAAAAUGAUAAUAAUGAAUCUGAUAAAAAGACAAUUGCAUCAACUUCUUCCAUACUGGGAACCUAUGUCACAGUUCCUAACGACUACUCUGUUAUAUAUACAGUAUCACCUGCAACAUAUUUAUCAACAGUAGAGGAAAGUAAGACAGUACUAACCACUUCUUCUGAGCAACACAUGGAAGGGAAUACAGAAAUCUCAUCUGUGUUACAAUCAAGAACAUUUGUAUCAAAAUCUUAUUCUGAUCAACAAAAAGUUACUGCUGAUGCAAUAUCUUCGCAACCAUUACAGGCCAUUCAUACAACACCAACAGCUUACUCAGAUCCAGACAGUAUGACAGUGUCAUUAAUUCCAGAACCCAGUACAAUGGCAUCAAAUGCUUACUCUAUGCAGCAAAUGACAUCACUCAUAACUAUCUUACAACAAUUACAUAAUAUUAAUACAAAACCAACAGCACAUUCUGACCUGGAAAAUAAUAUUUCAGCAAGUUUACCCCUGUCACAUUCAAAUGAAAUGGCACCUGAAGCUUAUUCCAAUCAACAUGGAAUAUCAGCUACAACACCUUUACCACUUUUACCAAUAAGCAGUACAAUAGCAACAACAGACUAUGAUGCAGAAAAUAAUACAACUCAGACAAUCUUAACAAUUACAGAAAACAAUGUCACAGAAUCAAAAGCAAUAACUUCUCAACAAAUGACUGCUUCACCUCCUAUGCUUCUACCACUACAUAAAGAAACUGAUACAAACCUGACAGCUUAUUCCGAUCUAGAAGCAAAUGAAACUUCAACAUGUACAUUAUCGUCACUGCCAAGUACUCAAGUACCAGAGGAUCUAUAUGCCAAACAAGAUUUAUCAGAUUAUGCAACACCUUUACCACUGUAUCAGAUAAGUAUCACAACUCCAAGUAACUCUCACACAGAAAAUAAUACAGUUUCUACAGUAUUAGAAACCAGUACCACAGGUCACUCUGAUCUGGACAAGAAUACAAUAUCAACAAGUUCACAUAUGUCAAAAUUAAGUAAUGUAGCACCAAAUGUUUAUGUUGACGAACAAGAAACUACAACUGUUAUGACACUUUUAUCUUUGUCAGAGAAAAUUAGUAAAGUACAAACACCUUACACUGACCCUCAGUAUAUUAAUAAUCCAACAAUGUCAUCAGUCUCUUCGACCAAAAUCACAGAAUCAGAAGCUUCCUUUGUUCAAUAUGUAACUGUAUUGCCACAUUUACCAUUACAGAGAAGUAGCACAGAAUUAGGUCCUGACUGUGAAUUAGGUCCUGACUGUGAGCUGCACAAUGAUACAACUUCACAGAUUUUACCAACAUCACAGAUAAUUACAGCAGUACCAACAGACUAUUCAGAUGAAGAAGGAGCAACAGCCUAUACUACACCUUCACCACAAAUACAGACAAUUACUGUGGUACCAAAAGGUUACUCUGACCCUGAUAAUAAGACAGUUCCAACCAAUCAACCUAUGCCAUGAAUCACUGUGUACAUUUACUGAAGAUUACUCUACCGUACAAACAAUUUCAUCUGAAAUAUAUUAUUUGUCAUCAGAAGAAAGUGACACUGUAUUAACCGCAUCAUCUGAAACAGAUAUUCAAACGACUACCAGAAUUUCUUAUAUGCCUCUGUCAACAAAAUUAGUAUAAAAUCAUACUCUAGCCAUCAAGGAUAUACAGCUAAUGUAACAUCUUUACCACUAUUACAGACAGUACAGUAACAACCACUGUAUAUAAAGGUAUUUGUAUUCUACAAAUGACUACAUCACUUAUAACUUUGUUAGCUCCAUUAGAAUGUUCUAAUUGUAUAACAGCAUCUCAUUUUGAACUGGCCAACAACAAUACAACAGGUUUACAAGUGCUAUAAUCAAACACAAUGGUACCAAAAAAUGGCCUUAAUCAAAGUGGAAUAUCACGUACAACAUUUCUGCCAGCAUUACAGACAAACAGAAUAGUACCAAGCACUUACUCAGGCACAGGAAUUCAUACAACUCUAACAAUUUCAGCAAUUUUACAAACCAAUACCACAGAAUAAGAAGUUUUAUCUUCUGAACAAGUUACUGUUUACUGAUUCAUCUGCUACUCUUUGCUACAACAAUGUGAAAUUAAUAAAGAACCAGCGGCUUAUUCUGUUGCAUAUAGAAAUAAACUUCUAGAAGUUCACCAUUGUGUCUGCCAAAAACUGAAGUUGAAAGGCUAUCUCUGAUAAUUAAGAAUAGCCUAUAGAACACUGACACUGCUGUGGCAAAAAAUUAACAUAAUACCCUCUGACCCAGAAUUUAAUACAAUUUCUAUAGUAUUACAUUCCAGCAUCAUAGGUUGUGCUGAAAAAAAGAAACUAUAAUCCAAUACUACAUCCUCAUCCCAUGAUGAAUAAUUAGUAUGCUACCAAAUGAUUACCCUGACCCCAGACAAUAAAAGGAUUUCACAAAAUUGU